UACACAGUUUUGGAUAACAAGUUUUGUUUCAACACCAUACGUCAAUUCAUCGUGUUGAUUGAUCAUCGUAAAGGCACUAAAUUCUCCUUCCUUCCCCUCGAUUGUUUAAACAAGAAAGAGGAAAUGAGAGGAUAAUACAUAAGCGACAGAUAUGGCGGGAAUCUGUUUGCUUGAACUUCUAGCAGCGUGUAUUCUCUUUUCAACAGUAUUAUCCUGCCCCAAUAACUGUAAUGGUCGCGGGACCUGUGACAGAUCGGUGGUUCCAAACCAGUGCCGCUGUCAACCAAAUUAUAUAGGCGAGGGAUGCGAGUUCGAAACAUUUGAAGAAACUCGGAUGGAUCCGUUCACUCCAUUGGUGUCCCUUGAGAAUAUCGAUUAUCUUCCCUUUGCCGUGAAAGCCUGCGGUAAUGUGUAUUUUGAACUUAGGCGAUCAGAUACAGGGGGUUACGGAUUUGAGUUAGGCGGCCCUGGCAUUCCAUUCUCCUCACUGGAUCGUGUCCCUAGCAGGGAAACUGGUCAGUUGGAUACACACCGAGGACCUAUGAUGGACUGUCAGAACUUCCGGGAAUUCUGGUUAGACUGGGAUACCGGAAUGGUACGUCUUGGAACAGGUUCCGUGAGAGGACAGAAUGUCGUACUGAAUUCCCCAUCGGAACCGAUUCCCGGAAUAAGCCAGAUCAUUUUUAACUCCGGGAGUUGGAAACUGCCACUGCAAUAUAAAGCACCGUUAGAAACUAAUGCUCAGAUGAGCGAGUUCAACGGUGUGGACAUUCAAGGAAAUACUGGUAUGAUGCAGCAAGGGUCACCGAUGGUUAUUGGAGGAGUGAAUCAACCCCUUUCAGACGGCAUAAUAGAUCCACAAGGACUUUUAGAACACCGACUGUUAUCGGGCAAUAAGCAAAUCGACAAACAAGGAAAUAUUCAGUAUAAAUUAGACAAUUUUUCCGUUGACCCUUCUCCGAGUUCAGCUCAAGGCGGCGAUGUUAUGUCCCCUUCAAAUAAAGACCCCACCGUUGUAAGUCUUGUCCAUCCGACACCAAAGAUAGAGCGACUAAGGCAGGUUCAGAAAAUACAACUUAAAUCGACGGAAGCACCAAUUCCCCAGUCAGGAAACAUACUAGAUAUUCAAAACAGUUGGGCUGACAACAGUCCAGGCGAUUCGUUGUCAAAUCUUGAACAGCGUGUAUUUUCGAAUGAACCUGUUAUUAGACAUCAAAAUGAAGAACAAGCAAAUCCUAUUGAAAAUAUCCCAAUGAAAAGAGAACAGAUGGUUCCAAAUAAUAAUUUGGGUCAUGGACAAAGUAUUGCAAAUACUGAAAAUCCUUCAGAAACAGUGCCAGGCAGUUUUGUGCCACCAACAACACCUACAUCUCCUCCAAUUUCAGACAACUUCAUGCCAAGUCUUCGAAUGCUCCAAUCUGGAACAGAUUCGGCUUCGAACUCUCAGGGUAUAGUAAACACAGGGCAAAACACAGCAUCUUUAACUGAUGCAGUGUUUACUUCUCAAGAACCACAGAAGCCAAAUGCGGUUGAUUCUCGGUCAAGUUCAAUUUCCAGAUUUAAUUCAAAUAAUCAGCAGACAGGUUCACGAUUUGGUAGUGGACCAACUAUAACGAGUCAAAAAGGAUCAGUUGUUGGAGUAAAUGGGCAACCAAUCAAAUCGUCCGUCACGGAUGUAAAGUCAAACGGAAAUCAAGAACAAGUCUCCAGAAAUUUGAUUGACGGACCUGAUGGCCAACUUCUCACUAAAGUAGAGAGAAUAGGUCCAGAUGGACAGACUAAAGUUUCAUUUGAGUCUCCAUCACAAAGUGAUUGGCCCGAAAAGCAAUCAAUUGGUUCUAAAAAUACAGUCAAAUUUGAUAAUUUAGGUCGACCAAUGCUAACUGUUGAAAGAAAAUCUCAACCUGUUGGGCCCGUGCAACAUUUGCUCGGACCAAACGGAGAGAAAAUAGAGAUAAGUGGUCAUAAACAUGUUAGCAACGAUGGUUCUCAAUAUGAAGAGCAACAACAGCAGAAAAUAGUGAGUGCAGACGGUGCCCACGUAAGCAAGGCAUCAAAAUUAAAAACACUGACUCCCGACACAGCUGGUGUCAAGGAUAUAACACGACAAGAAAUAGCAGAGAGAAAUAGAUUGAGCAUAAAAGAAACAGAAAACCAAAAGAUCUUAAAACCAAAAAUGUUAGAAAUAAAGAAACGAAAUCGGGAGGAAACACAUAGACCGGACGUGGCUCAUAUCAAGGAAGAGAAAGACCACAUGAGUGUGGAUGUCAGUGGUACAUCACAUUUUCACAAGAGUCAGCAUCAAGAGUUAAUUGGUCCCAACAGAUCAGCUUUCAGCUCAAGUUUUAGCACUAAAACAGUGUUCGCUCCUCGUGUUUUUGAUCCAGCGGCAAUAAUGCGAAAUAAUGGCGACACAACCACCGAAAGAGUCGUUACAAAUGAUAUGAACAGAAACAUCAAUCCUCCAAAUAACCUUUUUACUAGAAUUAAUACUAUUCCCCAGGAUCCUCCUAUAGGACAACAAACAUUGUUUUCAGGCACGCGACAUGAACCCCCAAAUUCAUUAUUUCAAAGUUUCCAAACAGUAGCUAAUUCAGGAAACAAUGAAAUAAGGUCACCCUCAAACGAACCUAAUAGGAACUCGAGACAACAGCAAUCGGAAUCGAAUCCUAACGAGCCUAAUAGAAAUUUUAGAUCACGACAAUCGGAAUUAAAUCGCAACGAGCCUAAUAGGAAUUGGAGACAACAAUCAGAAUCAAAUCCAAAUGAGCCUAACAGAGAUUGGAGACCCCAACAAUCAGAAGCAAAUCCAAGUGAUCAGUUUAGAAGUCCUCAGUCACCAAAUAAUUUUUGGAGAGAAUCAAGAGGGUUCAAUGGUCCAGAUACAGGAAAUCGACGGGACUCAAGAAAUUUUAACGAAGGGCAAAGGGUAAAUCGAGGAGAUUUCAUAUCCCCAGGUCAAAUAAACCCCCAAUCUGACAGAGAUAUGAGACCAAAUAAUUUUGAUGGCCAAAAUGUUAUCAAUUCUGAUCAUAUAACUGAGAUUCAAAAUCCACCAAGUCAGCAAUGGUUUAUUCCAAAUCAGCAACAUAUCGUCGCGGGACCUCCGCAAGGCUUUAUUCAUCAAGGAAAUCCUGAUGGACCUCCGCAAGGUUUUAUACACCAGGGAAAUCCAAUCGAGACACAUCAAGUAAUAAAUGUUCCUAUGUUUGGGUCACCCCCUUGGGGUUCUCAUUUGUCACCUCAUGAACUUCAUAAUGUAAUGCAGCCUCCUCCGUUUUUUAGGGCAGGGCGCUCUAAAAGACAAGCUGGUGUUCCACCUCCACCACCUUCGUUUGACAAUUUUGACUUUUCAAGAGCCCAAAGAACUCCUCAAACGAGUACAUCUAACAAUAUCUUAGGUUCAAAUAUUGGCAGAUCGCAUGAGAGUAUGAACAUGAUGCCUAUGACAGGGGAUAGGUCUUCCUCAAAUGUAACACCACAGCCUCCGAUGGGUAUGUCAAUGCCUCUAAAUGAUAAUCAAAAUAUCAAUUCAAUGUCAUCUAAUAUAGCCCCUCCUCCUCCUCCUGCGGGUAUGACAUCUUCUGGAAGACAACUAUUUUCAAAUGAAAAUCAAGGAAGCAACAUCUUGCAAACUAACAUAGUCCCUCCUUCUCCUAUGGGCGGUGUGCCUUCAACGAACCAAAUGACUUCAGCAACAAGCAGGCAAGAAAGUUCCGCAUUUCCGUCAGAAGGUUCCGUAAUGGAUCCAUCUUCGAAUACAUUAACGACUGUAAAUGGUGGACAAACUCAGAUAAGUGUGUCACCGGAAUCUCGUCAAAAUGGUCAGUUUGUGCAAGGACAAACCAUGUUUGCUCCAAAUCAAAUGGGCAGUCAUACUCAUACUGGUACAACUAAUUUAAGACAAAGUCCAAUUGAGGAAGUGAAUUUAAGCAGUGGACGGUCCCUUGAGAUUGAGUGUGGGAUCAAGUCAGCUGACCCCAAUUUGGAAAUCAAAUGGACAAAGAAUGGAGUACCUUGGACUCCACCUCCAAACAAUCCCAAAAUUUACUUUACGAACAACAAGCGAAAAAUCGUUUUCGAAUCUGUUACCGAAGAGGACAAUGGGAAUUAUAUGUGUGUUGCUAACAAUCUUUUCAAAACAUCUUCAACAACUGACUUGUUUCUAGAGUCUCCAGAAUCUGCUAUGAUUGUCCAUGAACCGACAAGGCUAUCUCCAACAUUGGGCAAGAGACUUGAGAUCCUUUGUGAUAUCCACUCAACGGAUCCCAAUCUAAAGAUAUCAUGGAUGAAAGAUGGCCGACCCUUCAACCCGAUGGAAGGGGAAAGAAUUAGUUUCUAUUUCGACAAUAAGAUCAUUGUCUUUAAUGCUGUGGAGGAAGGGGACAAAGGAAAAUACACAUGUAGAGGCAGUGACGGAUAUGUCAACCCCACAUCUAUAAUUGUAAACGUCUUAAAGCCAGAAUCUAAUAAGUUUACCGACAUCUUUGGUCCACAAUCAAAUUCAGCAGCAGAACAGGCAGGCCAGCUUAUAAACACCGGAGCCCUACAGAGCCUUCCUAUAGGAUCAGGAUAUUUUGAAAUCGUUUGUAAUGCCAAUCCUAAUGACAUUACUUCGGCAAUCCGAUGGACUAAAAAUGGAAAACCUUUCAACUUAAAUCCCCAAAACCCAAAUGUUUACUUUACCAGGGAUAGAAGGAAGAUUAUAUUCGAGAAUUUAUCCCCAGCAGACAAUGGAAUUUAUACCUGUUACUUAAAUGAUACGGAUGUCUCAUCGGCAUCAACUGAUCUUUUCAUUGAAAACGCUAAUGACGCUAUGGUUUCCUUCAUGCCUGAGACCAAACACCCCAUGGUUGGCGGUAUCUUGGAACUACGUUGUGAUGUAACCUCUUCUGAUCCAAACGUUCAAUUAUCAUGGACUAAAAAUAGCGAACCUCUUCUUCCCGGAAGACGUGUUAUCAUGCAGAAUAAAAACUCACUUGUUACCGUAUAUAACGUUACUGCGCAGGACAGUGGGCAAUAUAAAUGUAUCGCUAAUGGUGACCUGUCAACAGCCGUGUCAACAUUUGUCAACGUACAUUCUAAAGAACCAGGAACUGUUGCUAGCGAAAUGGACAAUAAUAAAUUCGCUUCGUUAUUUGGUAAUACUGGGGGUGGUCAGUUCUUCCUUGAUGGCAAUCGAAUGUCAGGAAAUCAAAUGGUUCAAGGAUCCGUAUUGGGAGGAGGUCAAAUGGUUCAAGGUCAAAUGAUUGGAGGUCAAAUGGUCGACGGAUCCAUGAUGACAGGAGGUCAAAUGGUUGGAGGCCAGAUGAGCGGUGUUCAAAUGGUUGGAGGCCAGAUGAGCGGUGGUCAAAUGAUCGGAGGUCAAAUGGUUGGAGGUCAAAUGGUCGGAAAUUCCGUAGCUGGCAUGAGAACAAUCAGCCAGGGUCCUAUGGAAGAGAAAGUUAUUAGCUCGGGAUACUUUGAGAUAAACUGCAACAUCCCUGGUACCAAUGAUGGAGAAAUAACUUGGUUAAAAGAUGGGAACGUUUAUUUGAUUCCAUCUAAUCGACCGGUAUACUUCAAAAACAACAAAAAGACAAUCGUGUUCCUAUCUGUGGCUCCUGAAGAUAAUGGGCUGUAUACCUGCAUCGUAAACAACCAAUACCAGGCAUCGGCAUCAACAGAGCUUUUCAUUAAAAACAAAGAAUAUUACAAUGAAGAUUGGGCACAAAACGCCGUGGUUGUUCAUGAACCCCAAACCUUGAACCCCGUCAGAGGAACACGCCUGGAGUUGACUUGUGACAUCACAACCACAAAUCCAAACAUUCGCUUAACCUGGCUCAAAAAUGACGUCCCUGUGCAGCCAACAGCUGACCAAAGAAUUCAGUUCCAAAACUACAACCAGCUAAUACUAUUUGACCCGGUGGUACCGGGGGAUGAGGGAAAAUAUACAUGUCAGGCUAAUGACCCAAUGAGGACCUCGGUGUCCACAUUUGUAAAAGUACAUGAACGUGAGGAAAGCAGAACUAUGUAUGCUACGAUGUCACUUUCCUCGGGAUCAACCAUCCAGCAAAGCAAUCCAAUGCAAGAAAUCAACAUUAAAUCGGGCUACUUUGAAAUCAAUUGUCUGAUCGACAGUGGAAACGCUGAAAUAUUUUGGGCUAAAAAUGGUCAGCCGUUCAAUCCUCCCGCCGGUAGGGCUAUCUACUUCGCAGACAACAAGAAGAAGAUUGUUUUCGAGAGGGUUAAAGAAGAGGAUUCGGGUCUCUACACUUGCGUUGCCAAUAACGAAUACUUAACCUCAGUUUCAACAGACCUCUUCAUUGAAGGCAAUACAAAUACGGCUAUCGUCGUCUACGUUCCCCAGCGACUAAACCCAAUCAUCGGAAGUAGACUGGAGAUCACGUGCAGCGUUCAUGACCACGACAGCGCCACCAAUCCAAAUAUGCAAGUCACGUGGUUUAAGGAAAAUGUACCGAUCGCAGCAGAAAAUAACCCAAAUAUAAUCUUUCAGCAGAACGGUCGUAAGAUGAUCUUACGUUCCGUCAGUGCAUCAGAUCAAGGAAAUUACAUGUGUGCAGUGAAUGAUCCUAAUGUCACCCCUGUCGUGAUGUACAUACAACCACAUGCCAACGCGGCAACAAGACAACGACAUUUUGGACGGUUCCUCGGACAGGCAGCGGCAGUCGCCUCUUCAAGAAUCCCAAUCGAAGCUGGGAACCUAAGAAUUCAGUGUGAUGUGGCGGAUGAUUCGACGUCCAGCAUUGCUUGGUUCAAAGACAACAGACCUCUGGAUGAUACCCUACCAAACGUCGCGUUUGAAGACGACUUUCGCCGUUUGGUCUUGCUAGCUUUUGGACCUUCAGAUCGCGGAGUCUAUAUGUGUCUGACUGGGGGGCAAAAUUGGCAUUCGGCAGCACAAGAACUUAUUUAUAUAAAUUCAGAUGAAGCUGGAGUAACAACAAAGCCUAUGAAGAUAUAUCCAAUUUUCAACUCGGCUGUGGAAAUAAAGUGUCGUAUUCCCGGGCUUCAACCCACUGAUGCAGUCAGCUGGGAAUACGAGGGUAUUCCACUGGUGGCUGAACCAGAACAAGUGGUUCUAAUGGACAACGACCAAACUUUGUGGAUUAAAUCUUUCCAACCGUCCGACGUAGGAAGAUAUACCUGCAAAGCCAAUGGAUACCAAUGGUCGAUGUAUCUAAAUGGCUACUCCACUCCUUUGGAAAGAAGCGCAGCACUUGGCAACCCUAUGUUCAUGGAAUCUUUAUACUGGAUGUAUGGUCCACGCCGCCAAAUAAGCUUUGGUACACCUAUGCCAUAUCCGAUAAUUGGAGGAAGAGUUGAGAUCAUGUGCGGCCUUCAAAUUAGUAACCCCAACACAAUCAUUCGAUGGCUGAAAGAUGGUCGGCCGCUUCAGAGAAUGAAACCAACAUACUACAUGUACAACGGACGAAGCUUAGUCCUUUUUGGAUUUUCUGCUGCUGAUAAUGGUAGAUACACUUGUGUUGCCAAUGAUGGAUCCAUGUCGUCCGCUUCAACAAGUCUAUCGUAUACAACUCCAGACUCUGCAAUGGCGACUUAUGAACCUCCAAAUGUGAAUCCAUUGAUGGGUAGAAGGGCUGAGAUUGUAUGUAACAUACAAAACCUUCCUGCCGAUGUUACCGUCCAAUGGCUGAAAGAUGGAAUACCAUUCAACAUCCAAAGUGCCAGAGUUCGGUUCCUCAACAACAAUCGUAAAAUUGAAUUCAGUCCCGUUUAUGCCAGUGAUGCUGGGAGCUACGAAUGUGUUGCAGACACAGAGCAAAGGGAAGCUUAUACUACAAGCGUAAAGGUCUUUAGAGAUGAUAACGGCCGUGUAACUGAUGUGUACGGAGAUCCAACAUUCCUGCUUUCUCAAAUUGAUGACAGAUCUUUUCCAAACCUAGAAAUUGGUUCUCCUAUGGAUCUGCCUACACAAGAUGGAGUUGUAGAAUUGUAUUGUGGAGUCAAGAAUCCUAAUCCUAAUGCUGUUUUCACGUGGAUGAAGGAUGGAAGACCAAUUACAAGAAAUCCUGUUUACUACAAAAAUGACGGUCGUGUUUUGGUAAUUCCUGAUUUCGAACCUGCUGACAAUGGAAGAUACACCUGUAUUACGAAUGACAAUAUUCUAUCGUCUUCGUCUACCUUACUCAAUUACGUUUCACCAGCCCUAGCCAGCGCUACUUACCAACCUCCAAGGCUUAAUCCUAUUACUGGAAGAAAAGUGGUCGUGAAGUGUAGCAUUCCGAACCUUCCACCGGGGGUUAGCGUCAGCUGGAUAAAAAAUGGACAACCCUUUCAGCCUCCUGCUGGGAGAGCUCGAUUAGUCGACAACAACCGCCGGAUCGAGUUCAGUUACGUUUAUCCAGAGGACGCCGGAAGUUACACGUGUAUGGCUACGGAUGGAUCUACAUUGUCACACUCAACGGGAGUAAAUGUUUAUAAAAAUGAUAAGGAUCGUACUAAUACCGUAUACGGACCAGCAAUGACAAUUACACCAGUUACAAUUCCAGAGCCGGGAACGGGCCCAUAUCCAGGACAACCAAUAGCUCCGUCGGAUGGCUCGGUACCCCAAGGCCAAUUGCCGGGACAACCAAUAGCACCAGGACCUUACAUACCUGAAGACAAUAUUCCGACAGGACAAGUGCCUGAACAACCAAUACCUCCAGGACCUUACGUGCCUGAAGACAAUCUACCAACAGGUCAACUUCCAGAAGCACCGAUAAUUCCCCCAGACUUCCCCACACCCCCAGGAACAUAUGUACCUCAAGAAAAUGUUCCGACAGGCAUCCUACCGGAAAGAACACUACCUUCUCCUGAUGCUUCUAUACCCCAAGGACAGCCGUUGUCAUAUCCAAUAGACGGCGGUGUUAUGUAUCUACGCUGUGGAAUUCAAACGAAUGACCCGAACUUUCUUAUUCGCUGGUUGAAAGAUGGUCGACCCAUUCGUAGAAUGAAUCCAACAUAUUAUAUGUACAACGGUAGAAUUCUGGUCCUGAUGGGAGUAACUGCCUCUGAUAAUGGAAGAUAUACUUGUGUGGCCAAUGAUCGAACUAUGUCAUCUUCCUCUACAAACCUUCAGUAUGAGAACCCUGGUUCUGCGACGGCUACAUACAAUCCGCCUAAAUUGAAUCCUGUCACUGGAGAUAAAGCAGAAAUAUAUUGCAACAUACCUAACCUAGAUCCUGGCUACCAAAUCACGUGGUUAAAAGAUGGCCAACUCUUUGAGCCUCAGUCUCAAAGGGUUCAAUUGGUCGCUAAUUCAAGGAAACUUGAGUUUAGUUCUGUUUACCCAGAGGAUGCUGGAACUUACACAUGUACAGCAAAUGACGAAAUGGGCACGUCGUAUACGACGGAUGUUAACGUGUACCCAGAUGGUACAUUAAGAGAAUCCGACGUUUACGGUUCACCUACUUUCCUUUUAUCUCAAAAUGAUAAACCUAAAGAGGAUUUAACUAUAGGUUCUCGAUUGGAAUUACCUUUGGAUUCUGGAACCGCCGAAAUGCUGUGUGGAAUACAAACAAACAACCCCAAUGCUAUUUUCACCUGGCUUAAAGAUGGGCAACCAAUAACAAGAACUCCUGUGUUUUACAAGGAUGACGGUCGUGUCUUGGUUCUUCCGAAUUUCACACCAGCUGAUAAUGGAAAAUACACUUGUGUUACGAAUGAUAAAUCCAUGUCCUCCUCCUCAACGGAUAUCCAAUACGUUGAUCCGGGUACGGCAGUAGCGGUUUAUGAGCCACCGGAAAUGAAUCCAUUGACUGAUGACAAAACAGAGUUGUUUUGUGACAUUUCUAAUCUACAACCAUUCGAUAACGUUCGCUGGUUUAAAGAUGGCAAUCCGUUCGAGGUUCAAAAUCAGAGAAUCCAAAUUGUGGAUAGAAACAGGAAAAUUGAAUUUAGUUCUGUAUUUCCCGAGGAUGCUGGAACGUAUACGUGUCAAUCUGAUGAAGGAAAAUCAUACUCCGUCCAACUUAACCCUUUUCCGACUGAUUCAGAAAGAAAAGUUACAGUGUAUGGACCAGACAAGGUGAACGAAAUUCCAGAACCUCUGCCUGAUGAAUUCCUCACUCCAACAGCUCCUGCAGAUAGGCCUCCCACUGCUCCAGAUAACGGUAUCGUCACAAAAUACCCAGUGCCCAAUACAAGGUUCGAACUUCGCUGUGCCAUACCAAAUUUGAGUCCAGGAAUCGACAUAGAGUGGAAAAAAAAUGGCCAACAAUUUUUGCCGUUUGGCAUAACAUCCAGGAUUUAUUUCUUGGAAAACAAUUCUCUUGUGGUAUUUCGUUCGAUAUUGCCCAGUGACAGCGGAGAUUAUACAUGUAUUGCAGAUUAUUUAUCUGACCCGUCUCAGACAACAAGGCUGCAAGUUCAAGGACUAAAUCCAGAUGGAUCCCCUAGCGAACCAAGUGUAUAUCCAGACGGUUCACCAAGACAGCCUGGUUUAUACCCUGAUGGCUCACCACGACAACCAGACCUUUAUCCUGAUGGUACAUCAAGACUUCCAGAUGUAAACCCUGAUGGUACACCAAGACUUCCAGAUGUAAACCCUGAUGGUACACCAAGACUUCCAGAUGUUAACCCUGAUGGUACACCAAGACUUCCAGAUGUAAACCCUGAUGGUACACCAAGACAACCGGACAUGAACCAUGAUGGUACACCAAGACUUCCAGAUAUUAACCCUGAUGGUACACCAAGACUUCCAGAUGUAAACCCUGAUGGUACACCACGACAACCGGACAUGUUCCCAGAUGGUAUACCAAGACUUCCAGAUGUUAACCCUGAUGGUACACCAAGACAACCGGACCUGUACCCUGAUGGUACACCAAGACUUCCAGAAGUAAACCCUGAUGGGACACCACGACAACCGGACAUGUACCCUGAUGGUUCACCAAGACUUCCAGAUGUUAACCCUGAUGGUACACCGCGACAACCGGACAUGUACCCUGAUGGUAUGCCAAGACUUCCAGAUGUUAACCCUGAUGGUACACCACGGCAACCGGACAUGUUCCCAGAUGGUAUACCAAGACUUCCAGAUGUUAACCCUGAUGGUACACCACGGCAACCGGACAUGUUCCCAGAUGGUAUACCAAGACUUCCAGAUGUUAACCCUGAUGGUACACCAAGACAACCAGACCUGUACCCUGAUGGUACACCAAGACUUCCAGAAGUUAACCCUGAUGGUACACCACGACAACCGGACAUGUACCCCGAUGGUAUGCCAAGACUUCCAGAUGUUAACCCUGAUGGAACACCACGACAACCGGACUUGUACCCUGAUGGUACGCCAAGACUUCCAGAUAUUAACCCUGAUGGAACACCACGACAACCGGACAUGUACCCUGAUGGAAUGCCAAGACUUCCAGAUGUUAACCCUGAUGGUACACCAAGACUUCCAGAUGUUAACCCUGAUGGAACACCACGACAACCGGACUUGUAUCCUGAUGGUACGCCAAAACUUCCAGAUGGUACACCACGACAACCGGACUUGUAUCCUGAUGGUACACCAAGACGUCCAGAUGUAAACCCUGAUGGUACACCAUGGCAACCGGACUUGUAUCCUGAUGGUGCACCAAGACGUCCAGAUUUUAACCCUGAUGGUACACCGUUACAACCGGACUUGUAUCCUGAUGGAACACCAAGACUUCCAGAUGUUAACCCUGAUGGUACACCGCGACAACCGGACUUGUUCCCUGAUGGUACACCUAGACUUCCAGAUGGUACACCACGACAACCGGACAUGUACCCUGAUGGUACACCAAGACGUCCAGAUGUAAACCCUGAUGGUACACCGCGACAACCGGACUUGUACCCUGAUGGGACACCACGACAACCGAACUUGUACCCUGAUGGGACACCACGGCAACCGGACUUGUACCCUGAUGGGACACCAAGACUUCCAGAUGGUACACCUCGACAACCGGACUUGUACCCUGAUGGAACACCAAGACUUCCGGAUGGUACACCACGACAAUCGGACUUGUACCCUGAUGGUACACCAAGACUUUUAGAUGUUGACCCUGAUGGUACACCCAGACUUCCAGAUGUAAACCCUGAUGGUACACCACGACUACCCAGUGUAAAUCCUGAUGGUACACAAAGAGCUCCAAUUGUAAACCCUGAUGGUACUCCCAGACUUCCCACUGUAAAUCCUGAUGGUACACCACGACUACCUAGUGUAAAUCCUGAUGGUACACCUAGAAUACCAGGUGUAUUACCCGAUGGUUCACCACGACAGCCAGGCUUUCCUCCCUAUACAUUUCCUCGUUCCUCACCGUCUGAUCUCCCUCUUCCUCUUCCUCCUCCUGUUCCACAAUCCAUGGGUGGUAAGAAGCCACAAGCGAUAGACCCUUUCCCAUCUCCAAGAAUAGAUAUGCUGUCUCCAGAACGUUCACCAGUUACUGUAACAGCCAAGGAGGGUGAGCCAUACGUACUCGAAUGUGAUACUCCUUGGCGGCCAAACGACCAAAUAUCAUGGUACAAAAAUGAAGUCCCACUGCAGUUAAACCGACCCGGAGCACCAACCCAGAUGGAGAACAACCUAGUUUUCCGAACGAUUAGGCCGACUGAUAGAGGAAAAUACACAUGUACAGUGAAUAACAAUCUCCAAACGGCCACAACAAUCCUUCUUGACACAGUUCCGGCGGAUCCAAGUGUGAUAGGAAACCAGGAUCCAGAACAACUAGAAACCAGAGAAGGCAAUGCUUAUACACUUACAUGUAAACUCCCUAAUAUCAGGGCAGAGGAUACGAUAUCAUGGUACAAAAAUGGCGAUCCAGUACGGAGUUCAGACAAUAAGAUUGUUAGAGGUGCUAUAGAGUUCAAGCCUGUCAGAUUGGCAGACAGAGGCUCCUAUUAUUGUGUGAAAAAUAACGAUCUAGGUUCAACGUAUGCUGCUGACCUUAACGUUUUGCCAAGAGACCUGACGGAAAAAGAGCCGAAGGCAUUUGUGUUUACACCCGUUAGACCAUCAGUUCCGUUAACUCCUGGUACUGGCCAACCAAUUGGAACUCCAGUCGUGCCAACGCCUGUAGAUGACUUUGAUUCCUUUAGAAUGCCACCUCCGCCACCUCCUAUUGUUGGCGGUUUGGGCCCUCAACCCAGACCAGGACCUGGCCCGAUACCGCAAGUUCAAAGACCUGCAGUUCCCACGUCGCCGAUUACACAAGUGGAUCCCCGAGAUGUUGAAAUUUCACCAGGGCACUUCCGACCUGUAGAAAGAACCAGAUUCAUUCUGGAGUGUGCCAUUUCAAGAACAACGGGAAAAGUUAUAUGGAUGAAAGAUGGCAAAUCUCUCAGCAGCGAGCAGCCUCGAGAUAUGAAUGGGAAUUUGAUCUUUGGAACCGUUCGUAUGUCGGACGGUGGGCAAUACACUUGUAUUUCGGAUGAUCGCAGCCAAACCUACAAUGCUGCUGUUGAUGUUCUGCCUGAUGAUAUCAAUACUUUCCUUCUGAGUGAAAAGAACAAGAAACCAGAAUUGAGAGUCCCAAUGCUAAACUACCACAGACCAAUGACAGAAACUCCAUUCCAGCUUGAGUGUGACAUUCCUGGUGCAGAUUACCAAUAUCCAAUUGUGUGGUUCAAGGAUGGUCAACGAAUCAAUUUGUCUAAUCCGAGCCCAAGAGCUCCCCAGCCUCGUGAUAAUGGCCGGGUGCUGGUAUUUAGGUCCAUGCUUUUGUCCCACUCAGGGGUGUAUUCUUGUCAAGUUGGACCUGAAGAGAGAACAGAUAUUGUAGAUGUGAGACCUGAGAGCGUUCAAGAGUAUCUUCUGCUGAGUGGAAAGGACGACAAUACUCCAAAUGCCCUCCUUCCAGAAGGAGAGCAACUACCGUCUUUGACGCUACCAAACUCUGAAAAUUCUCCAAAGAUUAAAAUGGCUGAACGAGGAACUAUGGCUGUUAUCAAAUGUGAAACAGGGUAUAACCUAGACCCUAAUGCGCCCAUAUUCUGGUUCAAAAACAAGGACCUCAUUGCGCCGUCGCAAAGAGUACAACUUAGGAACGAUGAACUGUUGUUGAGCAACGUCAUGCCGUCCGAUGCUGCGUUGUAUACCUGUGUUGUAGGAGACGGUGAAGCAACUUCAUCAACCAGAUUGUUUGUCACCGAACCAUCAGACACAAGUGGACCAAUGGUACCAGAAGAUCCUAGAAUACCCCAGGGACCUGGUAUUCCACCUAUUGUUGAUACCCGGCCAGUAGAUCCCAGUAGUGUUGAAAUUUCACCAGGACACUUCCGACCCGUGGAAAGAACCAGAUUCAAUCUAGAGUGCGCCAUUUCAAGAACAACGGGAAAAGUUAUAUGGAUGAAAGAUGGCAAAUCUCUUGGUAAUGAAUUGCCUCAAGACAUGAAUGGAAACUUGAUCUUUGGAUCCGUUCGUAUGUCGGACGGUGGGCAAUACACUUGUAUUUCGGAUGAUCGCAGCCAAACCUACAAUGCUGCUGUUGAUGUUCUGCCUGAUGAUAUCAAUACUUUCCUUCUGAGUGAAAAGAACAAGAAACCAGAAUUGAGGGUUCCAAUGCUGAACUACCACAGACCAAUGACAGAAACCCCCUUCCAGCUUGAGUGUGAAAUACCUGGUGCAGAUUACCAAUAUCCAAUUGAGUGGUUCAAGGAUGGUCAACGAAUCAAUUUGUCCAAUCCGAGCCCAAGAGCUCCCCAGCCUCGUGAUAAUGGCCGGGUGCUGGUAUUUAGGUCAAUGCUUCUGCCCCACUCUGGUGUGUAUUCUUGUCGAGUUGGACCUGACGAGAGAACAGAUAUUGUAGAUGUGAGACCUGAGAGCGUUCAAGAAUAUCUCCUGCUGAGUGGAAAGGACGACAAUACUCCAAAUGCCCUCCUACCAGAAGGAGAGCAACUACCGUCUUUGACGCUACCAAACUCUGAAAAUUCUCCGAAGAUUAAAAUGGCUGAACGAGGAACUAUGGCUGUCAUAAAGUGUGAUUCAGGGUUCAAUACGAACGCGAAUGCACCAGUAUCUUGGUUCAAAAACACAGAACUUAUUGCACUGUCGCCAAGAGUACAAAUUAGAAACGAUGAAUUGCUAAUCGAGGACGUUUUGCCGUCCGAUGCUGCGUUGUAUACCUGUGUUUUAGGAGACGGUGAAGCAACUUCAUCGACUAGGUUAUUUGUCACAGAACCAUCAGACCAGACAGGACCAAUGAUACCCAAGGUCCCGCGAAGACCACCAUCCAUAGAUCCACGUAUUCCAUCAACUCCCGGUUCUCCCGGUUCUCCUCCUCUUCCAGGCAGCAGGCUUCCUCCUCCUCCUUUACCCCCUCCCUACCUUGGCGACCGUGAUAGGGAAUUUCCUGAUCAAGGUCCAGCAGGCCCGGAACCUAUUUCCCCUAAUGAUCCACAGAUCUCCCCGGGUCAUUUCCGACCCAUAGAGACAACAAGUUUUCUUCUGGAAUGUAAGGUUCCCAGAAAUGGAGGAAUGGUCUACUGGUUAAAGGAUGGCAAGGUCAUCCCCAACCCACCAGUGACUAGAAACAUGGAUCUGGUAAUGUCCCCAGUUCAACGGCGGGACAGCGGGGUAUAUACAUGUGUUUCAGAAGAUCGCAGAACAGUUUAUGAAGCUGCAGUUGAUGUGAUUCCAACUAAUGUAUAUGAGUUUGUUCAGAGUGAAAGAAACAAGAACCCAGAAGAUAGACGAGCGAACAUUGACUAUUAUAGACCCAAGUCGAAUUCUGUGUUUAAUCUUAAUUGUGACAUACCAGGAGCAGAUUUAAGACAACCAGUGAUAUGGACCAAAGAUGGUGGUCCAUUGGAUGCUUCAAAACCCGACCUUCUUAUUGUCAGAAACAGUGGCCGUACGCUUGGGUUUCCCUCGAUUUUGCGUAACCAGGCAGGGGUUUAUUCUUGCCGAAUUGGAAAUAAUGAAAGAGUAUCUAUUGUUGAUGUACGGCCUGAAAAGGUUCAAGAAUACUUGCUGUUAAGUGAGACUGACGACGAGUCACCUACAAUUCUUUUGCCAAAUCGUGGACAGACACCAGUUCUGAGAUUACCCGAGGAAGACAGUCCAAAGUUAAUUGUUGCCCCAGCCGGCUCGGACGUUCUAAUCAAAUGUAACGUGGCAUUAAACGCGGAUCCCAAUAUUCCUGUUUACUGGUAUAAGAAUGGACAGCUAAUAUCUGAACCACAGACAAGACAAAUCCCACAUUUGAACUACUUGUCUGUUACAAAUACUGAUGCCGGUUUAUACACUUGCGUUUUGGGAAAUGGGGAUGCCACAUCAUCGACUCGUCUGUAUGUUACAGACUCCUUACCUGAUGUUCCGAUACCAUCUGGUCCAAGAGAUCAAACAUCUCCGAGAGAUGGUCCAUUUGGUGCAAGAGAUGUGAGACCACAAAUAGACCCAACUGAUAGACUACCUCAAAUUGACCCACCAGAGAGGUUGCCUCCGGUUGGCCCAAGAGAUCGUUUGCCACCGAUUGAUGAGCCAUUUGGCCCAACAGAUAUUGCACCUGAAAUUGAUCCUAGAGACAGUCUACAACCGAUUAAUCCUACGGACCGUUUACCAAUUGAUCCUAGAGAACGUUUACCACAAAUUGAUCCAAGAAUCAGCCUACCACAGGUUGACCCUGAGGGCAGUUUACGUCCAUUUGAUUCUAGAGACAAUUUACCACCUGUUGAGCCUAGGGAAGGUUUUCCUCAGAUUGAUCCUGGCGGCCGUUUGCCACCUGUUGAUCCUAGAGGGCGUCUUCCUAAUCCGGGUGACAGACCUGUGUCGCCAUCUGGUGUUAUGCCACCUAUCCCACUUCUUCCAAUACCGAGAGAUCCAUUUGAUCGGAACCAAGAGACUCCUAUAUCGCCCUAUCCUAAAGGCAGUGAACCGGGAUUUACGGAUACUCAAGAAGGUAGAUAUCCUCUUCCAAAUUUGGAAAUACCCGGACAAAUUAACGACCCGUUGUUAACCGAAGGUCCUGACACGCCUUCAGAACCAGGUCUCGAUGCACGAACAGUUCUUAGUCAAGUGAAUCCAGAGGACAGGAUUGACCCGUUGUCUCGCAGACCACCAGUACUUCCGGAUACUAGGAACAUUCCCCCUGUGCCUACCGAUCGUACGGGUCCGAUUGACCCCCGUGGUACCUUGCCCACUGGGUUCCCCACUGGACCAGGCACUGGUGGGCGUUUCGUUGUGCCCUCCCUUGGUGGUAUUAUCGAACAGUUCUUUUAUCCUCGAAUUUCCCAGGAUUUCACACUUCCGUGUAACAUUAAAGGCAUCACCGCUAACACCCCAAUUGUCUGGUACAAAGGUGACCAAAGGUUCAUUCCGGACUCUAGGCGCGUGCGCAUUGUUAACAAUGCAAUCGUGUUCCGGCCAGCUAUUGCUGAGGACAGUGGUAGUUAUUCCUGUAUGAGACCUGACACGUUAGAAUCCAUCAGGGCACAGUUAUAUGUUUAUGGAGAUGCUUUGCCACCAGGAGUCCGAGAUGACAGAUUUUCUCAAGUAACACCAACAGAAAGAACAGGAAGUCUUGUUCAGCAUUUCUAUUACCCUUCCUCGUCUGAACUAUUCGAACUUCGAUGCGACCUCAAAUCUGGCGAUAACAGAGUUCCAAUCAGAUGGCUCAAGAAUGGUCAGCCGUUCAUUGUACCCGUCGACAGACCCGUAUCAUUGCAUGAAAACAACCAUGUCAUUCGAUUUAGUUCCAUUUCACCAAGGGAUAAUGGUCGCUACACAUGUAUCGCUGGGGAUAACUUGGCGUCGGUUUCGUCUGAGAUCGUUGUCAAGAGACCAGACAUUGGAAACACACCUUGGGAAAAAAGGAUAUCUUUGAGCAGUAAUGACCGAGACGCCCUUCUCCGGUUUACUGGCACUCAAGGGUUCUCCAACAAGUAUUUUCCAAUCGUCAAGAAACCCUUCAUUCUCAACUGCACUGCGGCAGAAGAUACUCCAAUGUUACCAGUGAGAUGGUUGAGAAAUGGUCAGCCAUUCCUACCUGAUGGUCAAAGAGUGUUCCCACGAUCAAGUUCACUGGUGUUCUCUUCAAUUCUGCCUGAUGACAGUGGACAUUACACCUGCAUUGUUGGUGACAAUCAAAAGGCAGAAAACGUCAUAGUCGACGUCAUCUUCCACGAUAUGAGUGCGGAAGAAAACACACCAGCUCGUCCAAUCUUGCGAAGACGAUAUCUUCUAACCUGUGGAAUUACUUCUUUACGUCCAAACACACAAAUCACAUGGUUUAAAGAUGGCCAACCUUUCAAUGCCAACAAUGACCGUGUGAGAUUUAUAGACAACAAGCGUGGAGUUCUGUUCACAUCAUUAUUAGAGCAAGACAACGGAGAAUAUAUGUGUAUAGCAAACUAUGGAUCAAGCCGAGCUUCCUACACAACUACUGUGAAUGCUGCUGAGGAAAAACUCCAUGAAAUAAUUACGGUACCCUUAGCUCCAACUGAACAUCGAGCUCCAAUAGCAGAAAGAUUUACCUUGGAAUGCGUCCUGUCGUCCGUGAGUGAAACGUUCCCUCCAAUUUGGAUGAAAGAUGGAAGACCAUUUGAUAGAAGAUCUGCCCCUCCAAAUGUUUCAUUCAGGGAUAGAUCAAUUGUGUUUGACCCUCUUACACCGUCUGAUGAAGGUCGCUAUACAUGUGCUUCCCAAGAUGGAAGUGAUCGGUAUACAUCUGAGCUCAUUCCUGUUCCUAGAGUCUUCAAUCCAACUGAAGGUCGGCCACUGAGUGUCCGGUGUCUGUUGCCCGGACGAGGCCCUGUCACCUGGACCAAGAACGGUCAGCCAUUCCCGAGUGUAAACUCUCGAACCACCACUUUCUCUGAUAAUGGACGAACAAUCACGUUUACUCCAGUUUCACCAAGAAAUGAUGGAGAAUAUCAGUGUAUUUCCGCUAAUGGUCAAAGAUACCCACUGAUGAUUAAAGUAAUCCCAACCAUGUUGUUCCCUCAGAGCAAGAGUAUUUUUGUUUUACAGUGUGCUCUUCGCGAUAUGAAUUCCCGAAAAAUGAUAGUUUGGCUUAAAGAUGGACAGGUAUUUCGGCCAAGGCAAGACAGGGUAUCAUUUAAUGUCGGCGAUGGGGUCCGAGAGGUUAUUUUUGAUCCACUGUUGCCAGAAGACAGUGGUCGUUAUGCUUGUGUUGACCCUGACAAAAAUCAAUAUAUGGUAAAUGUCAUUGUGGAUGGCCGCACGGCUGCCCGACGUAAUCUACAACCAACUGUCACACAAGCGUUCAGGAUUUCAUGUGACAUUCCAGGAAUUAGUCCAUCCACAACUGUUUUCUGGUUGAAAGGACAGGAACUCUACACUCCACCGAGAGAGAGUAUCAAAUUUGAAGAUGGAAAUAAAGAUAUUUUGUUUGAAUCAGUGAUGCCAGAAGAUUAUGGCUCUUAUACAUGUGUAACCGCGGAUGGCAGUGAACACUACACAAUUAAUCUUGAUGUCCAAAGUGGUCCUGGGCACAAACACGUGAAAGUUGGAGUCACUGAAAGAGAAGUGUCAAAACCACCAGCAAAGUCCACUUUCAUCAUGAAGUGUGACAUUCCGGGUCUCGAGCCUGGUGAACAGGUAGUGUGGUUGAAAGACCAGCAAGUCUUCAAUCCCAUGGGUGACCGUGUUAGGCUUGGCCCGCUUGGCCGUAUUGCCACUUUUCUACCAGUUGAACCUGAAGAUAGUGGCCUUUACACGUGUGUCUCAGAAUUGUCUGGUACCACAUUAUCACAGAUUGUUGAGGUCGGACCACCUUUAUAUCCAGGUGACUAUACGAUGGAGGUGUCUCCAGACUUCUACCGUCCAGUUGAGACAAAACCUUUUAGUCUUUAUUGUAAUAUUCCCAACUACAAUGGACGAGUUUUCUGGUUGAAGAACGGAAGAAUUCUUAGAGUACCACCAGCUUCAUCCAUUUCAUUGCACGAUAACGAUAGGAGAAUUGACUUCGAUGCAGUCAUGCCUGGAGACAGUGGUUUCUAUAUGUGUGUAACGGAUGACUUCAGUACAUUUUAUCCAGCAGCAGUGGAUGUUUUACCUUUCCCCAUAUAUCAAUACCUGUCAACUUUGAGACCAGGAGAUAGGUUACCGGCAAACUUAGAUUACCUAAGAGUGCCAGCCGGAACUAGGCAGGAACUGGUUUGCAGAAUUUCUAACCCGAGAGCGCCAAUAGUAUGGGAAAAGGAUGGUCAGGUGUUACAGCAAAUUGGAAGAGGAAGUAUUUCAGCCCCUGUGUUCAAUUCUAUCACCAAGGCUGAUUCCGGGGUGUAUCGUUGUGUAUCUGACGAUCAAACAUAUACUGUUCUAGUCGAUGUUGUACCACAACCAGUUCAAGAGUAUUUACUUUUAAGUGAUCGUCCGGAUAAUAAACCAAGUCUGCGAUUACCGAACAGAAUGCCAGAUAAACCUCGACUGUCUCUUCCUGGUUCUCCAGAGGAGAAACUUCGUUACGCCGCCCCCGGAGAACAAUAUAGCCUUGUUUGCGAUGUUCCCGAUACAAGAAGCCGAAUCUACUGGUUCAAGGAUGGAGUGCCAUAUGCUUCACCGCGUCCAAAUGUUAUGGUGGACAAUGACCAAGGUUUGAUUCGGUUUGGAGCAUUGACGGACGCAGAUAAUGGAGUUUAUACUUGCGUAACAGCCAAUGGAGAAUCAACUUAUUCAACAAGACUAUCUAUUAAUCCUCGUCAUAGGAAAGUAACGGUAAAUUUAGCGGAGAGAGUUACAUCGCAAGCCUUUGCCUUAGGUCGAUUCCAACUUUUCUGCAACAUUCCAACGUUAGAUCCAUUAGAUGAAGUGGCAUGGUACAAAGACAAUCAGCUGUUUUUGCCUGCCGUCGGUAGAGACAUAACAUUCUCUGCUGAAGGUCGAAGUAUAACGUUCGGUCGAAUAAGGGAAACCGAUGCCGGCGUAUAUACUUGUAUUUCACAAAGAACUGGAGAUGAAGUAUCACAAGAGGUCAUCGUUAGCCAACCAAUCUAUCCAGAUUACUACAAAGUAGAGGUAUCGCCUGGGUAUUUCCGGCCCGUAGAGUCCAAACCAUUCACGUUGCAGUGUCCAGGUACAGGGUCGUCUGUGCUAUGGAUAAAGGAUGGUCGACCACUAGAUGACAGACAGGGGCGACUUUCAUUCUCGAACGGAAACAGACAGGUCAUCUUCAGAAACAUCUUAAGGGAAGACAGUGGGAACUAUGCUUGCAUUUCGCAGGACGGAAGAAUACUUCAUCUCUCGGCUGUGGAUGUGGUUCCACAGGAUGUCUACAAUUAUAUCAUGGCACUGGGACCUCCAGACCGCCAGAACAACCAAAACCUCAAUCUUCCUUCCAACCUGGGAUACUUCAGACCAAGAAGUGGGGACAUGUUUGAACUGUACUGCAACCUAUCCGCUUCCGCCUUGAGACAACCUAUUACCUGGACAAAAGACGAUAAUGUACUCCCAAGGGCAAGGAACCAGCGGGUUUUAGUGUUCCCGUCGAUAACCGAGGAAGACGGAGGACAUUAUUCUUGCAAAGCUGGAAAUUCUGAAUACAAUGCAUUAGUAGAUGUCAAGCCGAGAAGUGUACAAGAGUAUCUCCUGCUGAGUGACACAACAGAUGAAAAGCCAACUCUUCUGUUACCCGAUGCUAUGGAUGAAAGGCCAAUGCUAGAACUUCCACUGGAUGUCAGGGAAGAUGCGAAAAUCCAGACAAGGCCACCUGGAGUUGGCUAUAUCUUAGUCUGUGAUCUGCCGCCCACUGUGGAAUAUAACGCUCCCAUUAGGUGGUACAAAAACGGUGCCGCCUACGAUAUUCCAAACACAGGUCGUGUGUCCCUUUUGGAAAAUGGCCGCGUUCUACAGUUCGCAACAUUAAAGAAAGAGGACGCUGGACUUUACAGUUGUAUUGCAGGAGAUAAUUUGGCUCUUUUUGCAUCAAAGAUUAUCAUCGCACCAGGUGCUGCUGGUGCUGGUGCUGCACAGGAAGUCGAUGCUCUUGCUUUAGCUAACAGACAACAACACAACAUCCGAAUCAACCAACAGUUUACGUUAGAGUGUGGAAUCCCACGAACACUGCAGGAAGUUCCAAUAAUAUGGCUAAAGAACGGAGCGCCGUUUGUCUCGCCUGAUCGAAACAGAGUUCAAGUGAACCCUAGAAGUAUCGUCUUUUCUCCUGUACAAACUGUGGACACGGGACGUUACACGUGUAUGGCUAUCGACAACUCCGCCUCCUUUACUUCUGCUCUCAAUGUAAUGGCGGCUGGAGCUAGAGUUGGCGACACUCAGUUGUUGAAUAUUUGGCAACAACAAUUCAGGCCCAGAGUUCUUGGAGCCUUUGAGCUGACCUGUGCAUUACCAAACUUCGUUGACCCUUCCACUCCUGUGGUUUGGAUGAAGAAUGGCCGCCGUAUGCCAUUAGAUACCUCUGGAAGAAUAACAUACAGAAAUGGCAACAGGAAAAUGAUAUUUUCUGAAAUAACACCCGAUGACAGAGGAUGGUACACAUGUGUUGCUUUAGACAAUUCUGCUUCCUACACCUUGUCGCUGGCCGUGGAUCUCGAUGGAUAUACAGACUCCGACUCCAUAGGAACAGCUCUACGUAUAUCCAACGCACAACUGGGAAUGGUAUUCGAUCUACGAUGUUUACUGACAGACACAGGAAAACCGAUAACAUGGACGAAGAACGGAGAACCACUUCAAAAUGAUCCAACCAAUCGAAGGACUUUUAGAAACGGACUCUGGACCAUUCGUUUUAACCCCCUUCGAUCUAGUGAUGCUGGAUACUACACGUGUCGUUACGCGGACGGAUCCAUGUCCUAUAGCACUGCUAUAAGAGUUAUUGGGGGCUCAGGAUCAGAUUUUAGAAGCAUUCGUAAUUUCUACCUGAUGCAACUCGGCGGAAAGUUCGAACUUCGUUGUGGAAUUCAGUCACGAGAUCCAAACUUCGAGGUUAUCUGGUUAAAAGACGGCCAGGUCUUUAAUCCUCGACGAUCCAGGGGCGUUUCAUUUGCUAAUGGCAACUCCAGAAUCGUGUUUAACUCUUUGCUUCCAGAGGAUGCUGGCUUCUAUACCUGUAUUAGUGGCGGACGCCGAUAUUUCUCACGAUUAUACAUGUCAAAUCCGAUUCAACAAGAAAGUAUUGGUUGUGUGUCACAAUGUGGAACCACGGCAUCUUCGUGCUCUCUCCAGCUCAACUGUACGAACUACUUAAUGUGUGAAGUCGACGGCAAAGACUGCAACUGCCGCGCCAUGAUGUGUCCGUUCGGAACUUUCUGGAAUCCGGAGUCCCAAAGAUGCACUUCUGCCAGGACAACACCUUGUGAUAGUGAUCCAUGCCGCAUGCUUCCUGCCCGAUCCACUUACCCGAGUGACUACAACUGUCGCAGUUUCUACCGAUGUUCCAACACAGGAAAUUCUGUGCCGAUGUGCUGCAAUGCUUUAUUCAAAUAUGACCACAGGACCAUGUCGUGUCAGCCUGACAGUAGAUGUAAUAUAGGGUGUAGAGAGAGACAAAUCAUUGUCAGUGAACCUUCUAUCAGACUCAUAACCGUUAGGCCACAAGGAGGGGAGUGUUUCCUUCGGGCCGUGCCCGGAAAACCGAAUACAUACUACAAUGUCGCUUCCGGCAGCACCCAUUCCUGCCCGUCAGGAACAGUAUUCAAUGAGCGAGACUGCGUCUGUGAGAAUUCCUUUACUCUCACCCACAUUCAGAAACAAACAUCUGCUCUUGUCAAAGAGUGCCAUAUGCUGCUACAAAUGGUAUUCGGUAGAGGAUACGUCCGCAACAUCUCCCCUCAUGGCGUAUAUACCGACAUUAUAGACGUCGACAUCUCAGACUCGGGUAAUCUCAAAACACCUGUUGGAGUGUUCAACGGAAAGACGUCGUCAAUAUCCACGCCGCGUUUCAUCAACGAUGAAAUCGAGGCUAUUUACGUCACUUUCAACUUCCUGGAAAAAGAUGGCGGCGACUACCAAGUGCUGUUCUCGAACUGUGGUGCCCUGACCGUUCCCUACACCGUGCCUGGGGUACCGGGUAAACGGACGUCGUCUGUCGAGAUACUGCUGGACAAGAGGAGACAGGAGAUCAUUUUCAUUGGAAAGACAGACGAUGUCGCUAUUAAUUCUGUUAUCUCUAGAGUCCCGUAUAGUGCGAACCAAUGGAAUAAGGUGGAGCUAACGUUUGAUGGCUAUAAACUUAAGGGCGUUGUGACGUCAGAUAUAAACGGUACACCCGUGAGGGAGGUCAUCGUAGAACCUCUGAUGGGACGGUUGAUUCCUUCUCCCAUUGUGACGUCAUUAGGAAGGUGUUCAGACAAUAAUGCAUUCAGAGGUUACAUGGAUAAGAUUAAAGUCUCAAACUGCAUUCCCCUUGGACUAAGUCUUCUCCAAUAAUAAAAGAAAUAAGAGAUCGCAGCAUAGUGCAGCAUAUUAUCAUGCUACAUAAUAUAUAGACAAUUUUUACAUGUUAUAUAUAUAGAUACAUAUUGUCCGUUUUUGUCAAGAACAUGUGAAUUAAUCUUAUGGAAACAAUCACCAUUUGUGUCAUUUUUCACUGUUUUUUCUCAUUAUUCAUUACAAUUCCAAUUAAAAAAACAUGUGUAUACUAAAAUGUGUUAGCUUUGUUUUUAAGGGCUUCUGUAAGAAGUCAUAUAAAUAUGAAAUAUGAUUGUACAUUAUCGGAAACAUGUAUCAAGAGAUUAAAGUACAAUACUUAUAUAUUCUCUGCUGGUCAUUUAUAAAAAAAAAAGAGGAGAAGUUAUUUAUACUUUAACGAACUUUCGCUAGAGCAUUGAUUUUGACCAAAAAAAAAGG
This is a messenger RNA of Magallana angulata, 24715 nucleotides long. RefSeq names its product hemicentin-1-like. Lineage: Eukaryota; Metazoa; Mollusca; Bivalvia; Ostreida; Ostreidae. The coding region runs from base 152 to 24295 and encodes 8047 amino acids. The record is from RefSeq and is a predicted model, not a curated record. The transcript has 94 exons. Gene Ontology annotation, molecular function: chitin binding. Gene Ontology annotation, cellular component: extracellular region.